GCCCUCGCAAGCACGCGCGCUGGCGGGCGUCGUCCCGUGGCCAUGGCGUCCGAGCGGCUACCCAGCCGGCCCGCCUGCCUCCUGGUGGCCAGCGGCGCCGCGGAAGGAGUGUCAGCUCAGUCCUUCCUCCACUGCUUCACGCUGGCCAGUGCUGCCUUCAACCUGCAGGUGGCGACUCCUGGGGGGAAGGCUAUAGACUUCGUGGAUGUGACUGAGAGCAAUGCACGCUGGGUGCAGGACUUCCGCCUCAAGGCCUACGCCAGCCCUGCCAAGCUCGAGUCCAUUGACGGUGCCCGGUACCACGCCCUCCUGAUCCCCAGCUGUCCUGGGGCCCUGGCUGACCUGGCUAGCAGUGGGUCUCUGGCCCGAAUCCUGCAGCACUUCCACUCUGAGAGCAAGCCCAUCUGUGCCAUCGGCCAUGGUGUUGCUGCCCUGUGCUGUGCCACCAGUGAGGACGGGUCCUGGGUGUUCCACGGCUACAGCCUUACAGGGCCCUCUGUGUAUGAGCUCGUAAGGGCUCCUGGCUUCGCCCGCUUGCCACUGGUGGUAGAGGACUUCGUGAAGGACUCGGGUGCUGGCUUCAGUGCCAGCGAGCCAGAUGCUGUGCAUGUUGUGCUGGAUCGCCACCUGGUCACCGGACAGAAUGCCAACUCCACUGUCCCUGCUGUGCAGAACCUGCUCUUCCUCUGCAGCAGCCGGAAAUAAGCCUGCAGGUGGACACUGCCUCUUUGCAUUCAUCUGGGCUUCCCCCAAAGCAGCUGGACUUGCUCUUGUGUCUUCUGCUGUCCUCUGAGGACCCCACUGCUCCUGGGACUGUUAUGCCUGCAGGAAUCAGCCCUGAGGGUGUCAACUCUUGUGAGGACGAUGCCCUUGGGUGCCAUGGGUACUGUGCUGGCUGCUGGGUGGUCCUCAAGAAUUGCAGGUUGCAUCCCUGGGAGGACUGGUUAGAGUUCAGAGUGCUCACCACCCACAGGAGGGUGCUGGAUGCAAGGGACCAGGGACAGGGGCCUCCUGUGAUCAGCCACUGCCCUGCCCUUCAGCUGUUGGUAGAGGCUAAGAACCGGGCUGGCAGGCCAGAGCUUCCUCCAGUGUCUGACCCUUGCCAAUGUGAACAGUUUUCUGGGAGCCCCGCUUCCCACACUGGUUGAAAUUGCCAGGAGUCAUGCUGAAGAACUUGGCCUUCUUUUACCCCUUGCUGCUGUGGGUUUCUUUUUCUAGUGAUGCUGGUGAUUUGGGGGUGCAGAUCGGUGGUAGAGUACCACUGGGUUCAGUCUCCAGUACUGGAGGGCGGGGGGAAACAAGUGCUGUUUCCCUCAGCCUGCCCUCUGGUCUCUGGCUUCUGGCAGCUGAGCCCCCAGCCCUUCCACCUGCUCCACCUGGGUGGAGUGGCCAUGGGUGGGUUCUGGGUAGGGGAAUGGCAUGAGUCCCCGCCUCCCAAACCCUGGACAGGCCUUUGCUGGGAACGCCAGGUCAGUACACGACCACUUCCUCCUGGAUAGAGCUUGUUUGCUGCCUGUCCUCUGGGGUAUCUGGCGAGCAGCCCAUUAGCCCUGGAGUGGGUGCUCCUGAAGAGCUCAGUUCCUCUUGCCCUACACCUGGAUCUCUGCCCCAUCCCUGACCUGCCACGGCAGGCACCAGGGAGGCUCCCAGUGCCAGGGACCUGUGGGAGGCCCCUCGUCUAAGUGCAGAAGGAAGCAGGUCACCAGGACCCCCCAGCCCACACUGGGAAGUUGUUCAAGACCCCCACUUCAGGCCGUGGGCCGCCACCAUCUGCCCUGAGCUCUGGUGAUGUGACAUCCUGGUCUCUUCAGGUGCUGUAACAGUAAACCGAACCUGUGACUUCUU
Marmota flaviventris (yellow-bellied marmot) is the source of this 1845-nucleotide messenger RNA. RefSeq names its product glutamine amidotransferase class 1 domain containing 1 (gene Gatd1). Lineage: Eukaryota; Metazoa; Chordata; Mammalia; Rodentia; Sciuridae. Gene Ontology annotation, cellular component: cytoplasm. Gene Ontology annotation, molecular function: glyoxalase III activity. The record is from RefSeq and is a predicted model, not a curated record.